GACUGACAGUGGAGGCCAUGUUGUGGGAUUGUACAAGCAGAGAGAGAUCUUCACUGGUCCUUUUCUAAGAGAAACCAGACCAAUAGGGAGGAUUUAGAUGUCUGUCUCUGGACCACACUCCAGUACAGUAGGUGGUGCUAGUAGACCUACAACAAAAAUCUGCUUAAAACUUCAGAAGAAUAUGUUGUUCAAACUACAACAUGUCUGAAAGAAUGCACUUCACUGCCUGACCUGUGAAACAGAAGAAACAUUCUUGUUGUAAAACAUCAACACAGGAUAAACUGUCAGGAAUAUACAUUCAAUACAUGUUUGCUGUAUUUGGUUUAGAAAUGAAAUAUGUAAUCAUUUAUAAUUUAUGCAAUAUAUUUUAUUAAAAGUAUUUCAACACAAUUUGCUGCCCUGAUGGUAUUAGAAGUUGAACUGUAUAUGUUCCAAGUAGCUUGACACAGAAUGUAUUACUGCAGUGUAAUAUAUCUAACAUGUCAGUUCUCCAUCAUUGUUUCAGCUGAACAGUAUUUACAAAGGGAGAGCCCAGAGGAAAAGAGGAGAAGAGAGGAAUCUGCUUGUUUUCUUGAGAUACAGGUAGACAACAGACUACUAGAAGAAAGAGAUCGACGACUGGAGAGACUAGAGAGUGAAGGUAAAGAGAGAGAGAAGAGAUUGGAAGAGAAUGAAAAACAACUAAAAGAGAAAGACAAGCAGCUGGAGGAGAAAGAUGAUGAACUAAAGAGGAGGCAGGAGGAACUGGGAGAGACAAACAAACAACUAGAAGAGAGAGAACAUCGACUGGAGAGACUAGAGAGUGAAGGUAAAGAGACACAGAAGAGAAUGCAAGAGAAGGACAAACAGCUAAGAGAGAGAGAUGAACUGCUUGAGGACAGGAACCAGAAGCUGGAGGAAAAGGACCGACACCUGGAGGAGGUGAACAAGACACUGAGGGAGAGUGAAAAGAGGAUAGAAGAGAAGGAUUCACUCCUGGAGGAGAGGAAUAAACAACUAGAGGACACAGAGAGCAGACUGGAGGAAACCACAACACAACUGAAGGAGAAGAACCAACACCUUCAGGAGAAAGAGACACAACUGGAUGACAUGACCCAGCAGGUGAGAGAGAAGGAGAGACAACAGGAGGAGCUUAGAAAAGACCUGCAGGACAAGAACAACCAAGUAGAGAAGCUCACAGUCCAACUGCAGGAGAAAGACUCUGAACUGGAGGAGAGGAACCAGAGACUGAGAGAGAAGGAGGGAGAAUUAGAAGAGAGAGACCAACGACUGGAGAGACUAUAUAGUGAAGGUAAAGAGAGAGAGAAGAGACUGGAAGAGAAGGACAAACAACUCGAAGAGAGAGACCAACGACUGGAGAGACUGGAGAGUGAAGGUAAAGAGAGAGAGAAGAGACUGGAAGUGAAGGACAAACAACUAGGAGAGAGAGAUAAAGUGUGUGAUGAAAAAGACAAGCAGCUGAAGGAGAAAGAUGAUGAACGAAAGAGGAGGCAGGAGGAACUGGGAGAGAAAAACAAACAACUAGAAGAGAGAGACCAACGACUGGAGAGACUAGAUUGUGAAGGUGAAGAGAGAGAGAAGAGACUGGAAGAGAAGGACAAACAACUAGGAGAGAGAGAUGAACUGCUGAAGGAGAAAGACAGACAUGUGGAAGAUGUCAAAAAUGAAAACAUUAAACUUGCACAGCAGAUAUGUGACCUGAACACUGAGGUAGAGAGACAGAGAAAUGAGUUAUCGGUUAAAACCACUGAGAGAGGAGAUAUCUCAGAAGCAGGCCCCAAACUACCAAUCAGGAGGAGAGACAGCAUGGAUCCACCUCUAAACAUGGGAGGAGAGACCCCAGAUACAGACCCACCACUACCACAGGAUGAGGGUUCUACUGUGGUCCCUGGAGUCAGGAGGAGACGCAGCAUGGAUUACCCUCCACAGAUGGGGGGAGAGAGCAGCAGUCCAGACCCUCCAGUGUCUCCCAGUGUGUCUGAGCUGAGACUGGUGCUGCUGGGGAGGACUGGGGCUGGGAGGAGGGCAGCAGGAAACACCAUCCUGGGCAGAGAGGAGUUUGGGGCCCAGGACAGCCCCUCUGCAAUCACCCAGAGGAGCAGGAGGAGAGAGGGGGACGUGUGUGGGAGACGGCUGGUGCUGGUGGACACUCCAGACUGGUUCUGCCCUGGACUCUCUCUGGAGGAGAUGAGACAGGAUGUGGGGCUGUGUGUCCGUCUGUCCGCCCCGGGACCCCACGCCUUCCUCCUGGUCGUACCAGUGGAGCCCUCUGAGGGGGAGGAGAGAGGAGCCAUGGAGAGAAUGGAGGACAUGUUUGGAGAGGGUUGUUGGGGACACACUGUCAUUCUGUUCACCCAUGAUGACAGUCUGAGAGAGCAGAGCAUGGAGGAGUUUCUCCAAACAGGAAGUCAGGACCUCCAGCAGCUUGUAGAGAAAUGUGGGAACAGGUACCACGUCCUCAACAUUAAGGACAGGGCCCAUGGCACUCAGGUCCCAGAGCUGCUGCACCAGGUAGAGGAGAUGGUGGCAAGAAACAGAGAGAGCUUCUACAGCAGUCAGACCUACCAGGAGGCAGAGGCCCAGGUCCGAGAGAUGGAGGGAAAGAUUCAGAGGGAGAGAGAGGAGAAGAUACAGAGGGAGGAGACAGAGAGGAAAGAGAAGUUUGAGACAGAGCUGCAGAACUCUCUGAAGAAGAUAGAGGGAGUGAUCCAGGAGCACGAGGGAGACAUCAGAACACUCAGACAUCGAACAUCUGAACUGGAGAGACAGGUGAAAGAAGAGAGGGAUGAGGAGAAGAAGAGAGAGCUGGAGAGGGAGACUGACCGGAGAGAGGAGAUGGAGAGAAAGCUGGAGAGAUUUAGAGAGGAGAGAGAGAAUGAGAGGAGGGAGAGGGAGGAGAGACACAAGCAGGAGAUGGAGGAGUUCAGGGAGAACUAUGAAGGAGAGGCCAGAGUUGAAGCAGAGAGAAACCUGAUGAAGGUGGUCCUACCUGAGCUACAGAGGAGCAUCAUGAUCUCACACACUAAGAUGCAGAGAGAAUUCAGCAGACAGAUGCAGGAGAAGGAUAGAGAGAUGCAGGAGAAGAAUAAAUAGAUAAAUAGACUUCAGCAUAAAAUAAUAGAUCCAAGUCCAUGAAGUCAGUGCAUAGAACAAGUCUUACCUAGUGUCGAACGCCCCUGAAGGAGCAUUCGUUUUGAUGGACUUUGGAGAAACAAUUUUGAAAAAAAAAAAAAGAAUAAUGCUUAAUAAUGAAAAGUGUGCGUUUUGGCAAAUGUGUUUGACUUUGUGCAUACGUAUAUCCAAGUUGUGCAUUAAAAAGUUGUAGAUGCUUGCAUACAUAUAUAAAGGUUUUGCAAUUUUAAGUUUGGUGUUUUUAAGAGGAGUUUUGACCUCUAACAUACGCAUGUGUUUUAUUAGAAAGAAUGUGCAUUGGCAAAUGUUUUUUAAGAAAGUGCUUGCAUAAUAUUUUAAAGAGUGUUAAGAAAUAGCUGGAAAAUGUUUUAGAACCUUUUUUACCUUUUUUGAAUUAAAAAAAAAAAAAAACUUUGUAGAUGUGCAUCUUAAAAUAGAUAUGUAGUAUUGCUAAUGUGUAAAAGUUUAAGACAGAGUGUUUCAGUAUGAUAAAUGCAGAGGAUGUGGUUAGGAAAUGCUUGAAUAGAUGGAACCACAUUUAACUUUUUGGAGAAUACAGGAAACGUGUAGACCGAUACCUGCGUCAAAGUCUAGACAGGGCCAUCACGUGUUAAAAGAAAUGAGAAUGAAAGUUGGGGGGAGAGAGAAGGCUUUUUGAGAGUUGUACUUCGUGAGUCGAGUAGUCGAGGUUGUUAGUUCCUGAGCCUGUUUUUCUGUAGAGUGUCCGCCUGUGCCUAUUUUAGCAAAGAGUUUUCUUUUCUGUCAGUUGUGCUGCUGUUUUACUAGUGACCCAGGGUCCGCGUUUUCCUAUUUUUUUUGUCGUGCCUUAAUCAAGGAGGCUUUAGCGUACCUUUUUCUUUUCCUUUUUUACACUUUUGUAUCUGUUCCAAUAAUCUGCCAAUAAAAAUUUGAAAAGACA
Molecule: messenger RNA, 4051 nt
Organism: Osmerus eperlanus (European smelt)
Lineage: Eukaryota; Metazoa; Chordata; Actinopteri; Osmeriformes; Osmeridae
Product: trichohyalin-like
Exons: 6
Coding region: 451-3093 (880 amino acids)
Molecular function (GO): GTP binding
Source: RefSeq, a predicted model, not a curated record